AUAAUGCUCUUUGUUUGGCUCUUUGCCUCAACGUCAUUUCAUGAAAUUGACAUGCCAUUGUAAAAGUAUUUUAUCAUGUAUUAAUAUUUUCACGCAAAAAUAAUUAUAAUAUAUAUUUUCCCAUCUCCUAUUAAUGCGUUAUCUAGAUAUUUGAAAAUGUCUAUUUUCGAUCGAUUGCCUACAGUUAAAAAGUGCUGCUUUUGCCUUAAUCUCAAGUGUGGUACUAUAUGCGUGGCUGUAUGCGGUAUGUUUCAACUAUUCUGCAGCAUAUUACUAACAGUUCAUAAUCGUAGCCGCAAUUGUGAAAGUCAGUUUGAGAAGAUCAUACACAUCGUGGCGAUUGUGCUUGUAAUAUUAGACGUUGUAUUAUGUAUACUAAGCAUUGGUCUAAUAAUUGGAAUUAUAAAGAAAAUGCCACAAACAGCGACAUUGUGGAUGUAUUCAGUGUGCUUAUCAAUAAUAGGGAUGCUUGUGAUGGCCUCUUUAUUACUAAUUGCUGGAUUUAGUAGAAAGCAAUGCCUCAUAUUGAUUACGGACAGUAUAUCCACUUUCGUGACAUGUUUAAUUUGGAUUUAUUUUCUCUUAGUAGUGCGGAGUUACUACCCAAGCAUGGUACAGUAA
This is a messenger RNA of Manduca sexta (tobacco hornworm), 621 nucleotides long. RefSeq lists its product as uncharacterized. The coding region runs from base 157 to 621 and encodes 154 amino acids. The record is from RefSeq and is a predicted model, not a curated record. NCBI's taxonomy places the organism in Eukaryota, Metazoa, Arthropoda, Insecta, Lepidoptera, Sphingidae. The transcript is spliced from 4 exons.